AUGGCAGACAACAAGCGCAGCCGCGUCUUCUUCGACAUUUCAAUCGGCGGAACCUCCGCCGGCAAGGUCGUCUUCGAGCUCUACAACGAUGUGGUGCCCAAGACUGCAGAGAACUUCCGCGCGCUGUGCACAGGCGAGAAGGGCGAGGGAACGGCAGGCAAGCCUCUACACUACAAAGGCAGCACAUUUCACCGUGUGAUCAAGAGCUUCAUGAUCCAGGGUGGUGACUUCACAGCGGGAAAUGGCACUGGCGGUGAGAGCAUCUACGGCGAGAAGUUCGAGGACGAGAACUUCGAUCUGAAGCACGACAAGCCAUUCUUGCUGUCUAUGGCCAAUGCUGGAGCCGGAACAAAUGGCAGCCAGUUCUUCGUCACCACAGUUCCAACACCCCACUUGGACGGAAAGCAUGUGGUAUUCGGAGAGGUCAUUGCAGGCAAGAGCAUCAUUAGAAAUGUUGAGAACACUUCCGUUGGAGCAAGUGACAAGCCCGAGAAGGACUGCGUGAUUGAAGACUGCGGAGAACUCCCGCCAAACGUCGACCUUUCUCAGUUCAACAAGAAGAAGGCAGACUCGACAGGUGAUGCGUACGAGGACUUCCCUGAAGACCACCCCAAAGAGGGCGAUGACUGGAAAGGUACAGAGAUUGUCAAGAUCGUGUCGGAGCUGAAGGAUAUGGGCAACAAGGCAUUCAAGGCACAAGAGCACGAGAUGGCACUCAGCAAGUACCAGAAAGCGCUGCGAUACCUGCACGAGUACCCUGAGCCUCUCGAGAACGAUCCAAAGGACCUCGGAGAUCAGCUCAAGACACUCAAGGUCUCGCUCUACACCAAUUGCUCGCUUAUGGAGUACAAGCUUGGUCAAUUCAAGAAUUCCUUCACGUCAGCAGAUAAGGCUGCUGGUGUCCCAGGAAUCGAUAACAAGGCAAAGGGCAAGGCCGUCUUCCGGAAGGGUAUGGCAGCCAAGGGGUCGAAGGAUGAGGAGGGCGCGAUCCAGUUCCUGCAGCAAGCUGCCGAGCUCCUGCCAGAGGAUCCGGCCUCGAAGAAUGAGCUGGCUGCCGUGAGAAAAGCCAUGGCCGAUCGCAAGGCCAAGGAGAAGAAGGUGUACGCGAAGGCUUUCGCAUGA
Messenger RNA from Fulvia fulva, 1122 nucleotides. Its product is annotated as peptidyl-prolyl cis-trans isomerase. Gene Ontology annotation, cellular component: intracellular membrane-bounded organelle. Gene Ontology annotation, molecular function: peptidyl-prolyl cis-trans isomerase activity; protein binding. Lineage: Eukaryota; Fungi; Ascomycota; Dothideomycetes; Mycosphaerellales; Mycosphaerellaceae. The transcript has a single exon. The record is from RefSeq and is a predicted model, not a curated record. The coding region runs from base 1 to 1122 and encodes 373 amino acids. Gene Ontology annotation, biological process: protein peptidyl-prolyl isomerization; protein folding.